GGCUACGGAAGCGUCGCCACCAUCCAGCCAUCAUGCUAGCUGAACAGUGUAACUAGCUUUGCGAACUCAUGCAGUGGCAACUCGGGUUAUGUUUUUUAGGAGUGUAGUUUCGUUAUUUUUCAUGGACACUAAAAUAUAGCAUGGAAACCACAGCUUGUGUAUGAAGGUGACUGUUUUCUCCGCCAAGAGGACCGGAUAGGGCAGCUGUCUCGGUUAACUAGCCUGUAAGCUAGCGCGGCCAUCACGAGCAGCACAACGGACACCGAGCCACAAGUCGGCGUUUCGACGUUGGAGAUUUCUGCCAUCAUCAUGGAGAAGGCUGAUUUCUUGAAAGGACUGCCUGUCUACAAUAAGAGCAACUUCAGCAGGUUUCAUGCAGACUCUGUGUGUAAAGCAUCUAAUCGUCGACCUUCUGUGUACCUUCCAACACGUGAAUACCCCUCUGAACAGAUUAUUGUAACAGAGAAAACCAACAUCCUCCUGCGUUACCUUCAUCAGCAGUGGGACAAAAAGAAUGCAGCAAAGAAGCGGGAACAGGAACAAGGUGAGAGCGACAGCCCAGCUCCCCCAAGGAAGAUCGCCAGGACAGACAGCCAAGAGAUGAAUGAAGACUCAUAAGUGUGUGUGCUUGUGAGAGAAUGUGUGUCUGUUUGCAUAUGCAGGGUAUAGCCAACAAAAACAAGGGAUAAUCCGACUUAAGUAAGGACUUCUGGCCGAUGUACGCUAUGGCAGGAUGCCUAUCUUGGCAUGACAUUAAGUCAUCCAUAGAGAAUUAGGGAGAUUCCCAUCAACAAAGCAGCCAUUAUGUGUAACGAUCAUGUGCAUGAAAAUUAUGUAAGCAGAAAUGUUUCUGUUAGUUUCUGAUACUGACAGAACACAGCUGUCAGAGAGGGAACACUGCAGUUGAAUGAUGUUGGCUAUUCCCUGUGUAGUUCAGUAUACAUGUAUAUGUUUGUGUGCAUGCUGAGCUGUGAGUGCGUAUUGUGUGUUGUGCUGUAUGUGUGAGGUGAGUGCACAGUUGAAAACGUGAGUAGAUUUAAGAUGAGACGGAUUUGACAGAUAAAGUCAGACACUACUCUUAAGAACAUAACUGGUACAUGACUUGUGUAGCCUUCUGUCAGCUGGAGAGUCUGUUCUGAUUUGUGUGAACAUUUUGUUACUGUUUUAAUUUUAUUAUAAAUAUUAUUGUUUAUGUAUGGCAAUGAGCUUCCUGCCAGCCACAGUGCCCACCCUCUCAGUUUCACUGCCCACUUUGCAACCACAUGGGGGCAUUGCAACAUUUCUCCACACUGUUUGAAUCAGCAGAACCAGGAAUGCACUGUGAAGAACAGCACAAAGUAGAAGCAACUCUUCCAGAAUCCCCCUUAGACGUGUGUUUAUGGUGAAUAUUCAUAUCCGCAUUCUAUUCUGGGCCUUGUGAUCAUAGGAUAAAUGUUGUGUUGGUGUGUCUGAGGAGUAUUUUUGCAUCUAGCACCACCUUCUGGCUAAUGGAGGCUGGUAAGAAUGGGAUUUUCUCUUGAGUUUUAGCUGUUCUUUAACCAAAAGAUGUAAAAGAAAUGGAGGGAAAGACAAUUUAAAAAAAUUAAAUAUUUCGACUGCAUUUUUCCAGUUGCACCAUUUGGCAACAGCACAGAUAGUGAAGAAAAAUAUCUAUAGCUAUGUUUGGAAAAGGGAAAAGAACGCAUUAUGUUGUGUGUGUAAAUAAUUACCAGUACCAGAAUUAGUUUAUCCAAUGGAGCAUCUUUGUGUCUGCCUUUUUGUAAAAUAAUACAUGCCCAUGGAUACAAUAGAAAAUGACCCUUGUGAAAGUAAGGAGGAGAGUCCCGAUGCCCAGUGGAUGUUAUCUCGCCUUGCAUGUUGAUGUUUUCACAGCUGGGUGUUAUAUUCCUGGACCAGUAAUACAACUAAAGGGGUGUUGGGUUGUGGUGUUCUCUUGCGUGACUGUGGAAGGUAUUAGCCUAGAGGCCUUACAACUUGUCAUCAUGGUUCGGACCCGUUUGCUCCCCCAGCUCAGGGUCCGGGUUAACUGUUCUGUUCGCCUUGUCUUCGUGACAGCCCUGGAUGGUUUUUGUGUGUGAGCUGGCUUAGAUGAACACAGGGGGGUUUAAAGGGGUGUUGUACUUUCAGCCAUAGAAUGCACAAUAAGCAUGCACUAAGCAAAGUGCAGUCGCCAUCCUGCCUUGUUCCUGAGAUUCAGUUUGUAUUAGUGUCAUAUACUGUGCAACACUGAAUAAAGCUUCUUUUUUUAAACGUUCUUAUCACUGCCCGGCAGAGUCACAUUGAAGCCUCCUGUCCUUUUAUCAGUCGAUGCUGCAACGUGGGUUGACAGUGUGGUCAGUCAUCUUCCUACCUACAGUGUAAAUACGCCCCGUUUUUCAAGCAUAAAACCACGUUCUGCUUCUGUUCAGAUAGACUGUUCGACGACACCCUAAGCCUUGCCCCAUCAUGUGUGUUAGAUCAGAUACAUUCUUUUUAGCUUUGCUCAAAUAAAACUGGAUUGAAACUGG
Molecule: messenger RNA, 2507 nt
Organism: Amphiprion ocellaris (clown anemonefish)
Lineage: Eukaryota; Metazoa; Chordata; Actinopteri; Pomacentridae
Product: DET1- and DDB1-associated protein 1
Exons: 5
Coding region: 310-618 (102 amino acids)
Biological process (GO): positive regulation of proteasomal ubiquitin-dependent protein catabolic process
Cellular component (GO): Cul4-RING E3 ubiquitin ligase complex
Source: RefSeq, a predicted model, not a curated record